This is a messenger RNA of Rotaria sordida, 1086 nucleotides long. NCBI's taxonomy places the organism in Eukaryota, Metazoa, Rotifera, Eurotatoria, Philodinida, Philodinidae. The record is from the annotation of a GenBank genome assembly.
AUGCUUCUCUCUUAUACAUAUACAUUAUGGCAUCAAUUACGAUUAUUGAAAUCAUUUGCAAUUAGUGGUAAAGUUCGAAAGUAUCCUUGCUACAAAUGUGAUGGCGGUGUUCGUCGUCGCUGUCAAGGAAUGCGUUUCUUCAAUCGGUAUUCAUUUCAGACUUGUCUUAUUAUACUUUUGUUAUUUUUAAUUCUUGUCUAUUACUAUAAUUAUUCCUGUUUAGCAGUAGUACAUCCAAAACUAUCACCACAAUCUACUGUUCGUAUUAUGUAUGUUGUUCGAACAGUUUCAAAGUACUAUUCAACUCGUCUUAUCUAUCUCCUUCAAACAUGGAUUCCACUCGUUCAAGAACAUGUCUUUUUUGUUAGUGACAUUCUUCUACCAAAUAUCACUCAAACUCAUAUUAUCCCUACAGAAAAAACAUGUGGCCUAAGUUCACAUUCAGUGAGAUCUUUAUGUUGUCAAACGAUUCAUGACUUUAUUCUCUAUCGUCGUCAUGCAUCGAAUUAUGAUUGGUUGUGCCAUAUUGAUGAUGAUCAAUAUGUUCAUGUAGAUAAUCUUCGCAAAUAUUUGUCUACACUUGAUUUUCAUCGUCCGUACUAUAUUGGACGUAAUUCAUGGAGUACUACAUUUAAACGAACAAAAAAUCCUUAUCCAUAUCAUUUUUGGUUUGCGACACUCGGUGCUGGAGUAUGUCUAUCGAAAGGUAUUCUUCAUUUGCUUGAUUUUCAUACACAAACGGCUUCACAAUUUAUUAAUGGAUGUAUUCGUGAAUAUUAUCCCGAUGAUAUUUAUCUUGGCUUUCUUAUUAGUAAUCAUCUCAAUGUGUCAUUGACAAAAAAUCUUCGCUUUCAUUCUCAUCUCGAACGUUCGUUAUUUGAUGAUAAACACUCAUUUAUAAAAACAUUCCAUCAACAAAUUACAUUUGGAUUUGGACUACCUCAUGUAGUCCCACGAUUUCUUCCAUAUUUGUUCCCUAAAAAUAUUGAUCCAUUUCGUAUGCGUACACUUCAUUGUCUCCUUUAUACUCAGCUAGAAGAUUGUCAAAUAAGAAUACAAAAGUAUCUUUUAAAUAUGGCUGAAUGA